Messenger RNA from Linnemannia hyalina, 2652 nucleotides. Lineage: Eukaryota; Fungi; Mortierellomycota; Mortierellomycetes; Mortierellales; Mortierellaceae. The record is from the annotation of a GenBank genome assembly.
AUGCCGCCACAUAUUACAAACAACAACAAGCGCGCGCCCAUGAUUUCGCUCUUUGCAACCGCGCCCCUGCCAGACCUCAACAAGUCCGCCACCAAUUCUCCAGACUCAUCCCCGACCCUCGGCGCUCUCAGCAUCAGUGCCAGCCCACCUCCUCUCACCCUUGCCCAAGAAUGCUCCAUCAUGGACAAGGGACAAGACAAGCUGCCCAACCUACCCAUUCCCCCACUCGAGCAGACCCUGGCCCGCUACCUCGACACCGUCCGCCCUCUGACAACUGAUCAGGAGUACGAACGCACUGUCGCUGCAGUCAAAGAUUUCCAGGGACAGGGGCCCUCACCGAAAGGCUUACUCCCCCUUGGUGUCAACCUUGAUAAACGGUUGAGGGAACACGCUAGUGAAUGUGAGAAGCGGGGGACGAGUUGGUUGGCAGAGUGGUGGGAUGAUUGGGCUUAUUUCACCCAUCGUGAUCCUUCGACGUUCUUUGUGAACUAUUACUUUGGAUUCCAGGAUGAUCCUCGUAUGCCUACCCAGACCGCCCGCGCUGCCUUGCUUGUCAGUCUUGCCCUCGAGUUCCGCCAACUCAUCGUCACGCGCACCCUGACCCCGGAUCUGGCGAGGAAUGCGCCCUUCUGCAUGAACAUGUACCAGUACCUCUUCAACUACUCCCGCAUCGCUGGCCCAAGUGCCGACUCCGCCGUCGGCUUCCCCGCAGAGACAAACAACCACAUCUGCGUCGUCCGCAACGGCAAGUUCUACAUCUUUGAGACCCUGCAUCUCCCCUCCAAGCCCAACUCGGUCCUCUCCCCACGCGAGAUCAUGAUCCAACUCGAACGCAUCAAAAAGAUGGCUGACGACGACAAGUCCUCUGUCCCCGAAAUCGGUAUCCUCUCCACGACCCAUCGCGACCAGGCUGCCAAGGACCGUGUCACUCUCUUUGAAGCUCACACUUCCAACAAGGCUCACAUGGCCAAGAUUGAGACCUCGAUGUUUGUCCUCUGCCUCGACUCUAGCUCACCCUCGACCUCAGAGGAAUUCUCGCGCGCCUGCUGGCACGGUGACGGCGCAUCCCGUUGGUUCGACAAGUGCUUCCAAUUGAUUGUCUUUGCCAACGGUCGCGCCGGUAUGAACGGAGAGCACUCCAAGAUGGACGCAACUCCUACUUCCCGUCUCUGCCGGUUCAUGAUUGACGAAGCCCAGGCUCGGAACCUGCCUGAUUUCAGGAACCUGAACGCCGAGGACCUGUACGAGUGCGCCUCAGCAUUGGACAAGCCCCAGCCCCUUAACUUUAUCACCAGCUCCGCUCUCGACCGUGCCAUCGCCAACGCCCAUGUGACAUUCAAGGAGACCGUCGAUGCUCACCAGAUGGUUCCAACAGAGUUCAAGGGCUACGGAAAGGGUCUCAUCAAAGCCUUCAAGAUGUCGCCCGACGCCUAUGUCCAGAUGGCGCUCCAGCUAGCCUACUACCGCAAGCACGGAGAGCUGGUCGCGACCUACGAAUCGGCGGCGACGCGCAAGUACCGUCAUGGACGAACAGAGACCGCCCGCUCGUGCUCGAUUGAGAGCAAGGCGUUCUGUGAGGCGAUGGACAACCCUGACAUGUCUCUCAAGGCCAGGGCUGCUGCUUGUCGCGCAGCAGUGGCUCGCCAUGCCCAGUAUACUGCCUGGGCCGUUGAUGGACAGGCCGUUGAUCGUCAUUUGUUGGGGCUGCGGUUGAUUCGCAGGCCAGAGGAGGAAGUGCCCGCCAUGUUCCAAGACCCGGUCUUUGCCAGGACAUGUCGUUGGAGAUUAUCGACGUCCCAGAUCUCGGACGAUUGUUUUAUUGCGUACGGCUGGGGAGAAGUCGUCCCUGAUGGGUACGGAUGUGCGUACAUGGUCAAGGAGACGGAGCUUUAUUUCUGUGUGACGAGUUUGGGCCUGGGAUCCAAAGAAUUUGGUCAGCAUAUUGCUGAGGCCUUGGAGGAUAUGCGUUUCACAUUCGAGGAGGUCCGCAAGAUUGAGAAAGCCGAAGCGGCCGAGGCGGCUCAUGCAGCUGCUGCUGCUGCUGCAGAAGCGGCCCGUGUUGCUACGGAAGAGAGGGAGAAGGCAAUGGCUGCUGCCGUUGCCAACGGCGAGGAGUCGACCAACAUGGUCCUUCCUAUGAUUGAUACGACGACGCCUGGUUUCUUUGGGUCGGGCGGAGUGGAUCUUAUUUCGCGCAGUCCUUCCCCACCAUCGCUGUCCAAGCCUCCACCAAGGACAAGUCUGUUCUUCCAGAAGGACGAUCCUGUGUUGAGGACGGCACUGGCAAGGAAUGCGAUGGCGAUGGCACAGGAAAAGUAUUGGUCCGGUAUUGACGAUAUUGCGUUUGAUGACGUGACGCCUGGGUCGCCCAAAGCUAAGACCGCCAGGCCUCAGUUGCCGACGAACAACUCGACCUCGAUCUCUGCCAGUUCAGCCUCGCUGCUGUCGAACAGCUCUUCGUCUUCAGCUUCGACGCAGCAAGGAAACAGGAUGAGAUCGUCGAGCCAAUUGAUGGGAGGCGGUGGCAGGCCAAGGAGUGAUUCUGGCGCCAAGAGGACGUUUAUGGCGAUCUUGAUGGGCGAGGACAGUGUCCUUGGCCGCCUCCGAUCCCGUCGUGCCAACUCCAACCUCAGCAACUCUAGUAACAAGUAG